Molecule: messenger RNA, 2827 nt
Organism: Colossoma macropomum (tambaqui)
Lineage: Eukaryota; Metazoa; Chordata; Actinopteri; Characiformes; Serrasalmidae
Gene: prpf39
Product: PRP39 pre-mRNA processing factor 39 homolog (yeast)
Biological process (GO): RNA processing; mRNA 5'-splice site recognition
Cellular component (GO): U1 snRNP; U2-type prespliceosome; commitment complex
Molecular function (GO): protein binding
Source: RefSeq, a predicted model, not a curated record
GCUGCCUGUCCAGUGCGCAUGCGUGGAACAUUCUUGCCCUUCAGCGUCGCCGUGUGUAGAAUGAGAGCUCGGUUUGUCGACCACAUGUUGUCGGACAGAUAACUUCGAACAAGUUUAGAUAAAUCCUCUUCUAAGCAACGUUUCAUGGAACAUUCUGACUUGGAUCUCUCAGACGAACCAAUGACAGGAAUGGUUGAUACGAAUACCCCCGACAAUGGGGACUCUACUGCUAUGGAAGGAGCAGGAGAUGGUUUCAUUUCUUACCUUCCUAAUUUAACCCAAGAUGCUCAGUGGACAAUGGACCAAGUACCUGAUACACUUGCUGACCUUGCAAACCAACAGAACUUAGACCAAGACCAUGUGCAACAGGCUGCUGCAGUUGAGCAGUUCUCAGUGGAUGGGAAUUCAAAAUCAGUGGAGCAGAAGUCUGGUAUUUCUGAAGACAGUGCCACAGAACAGCCCGAAAACUCUGCACAUGAUGUUGGAAGUCAAUUAGAAACGACUGAACAGACAGCAGAUAGCCCUGAUUUGAAAAAACUGAGCUCGCAAAAGCAGGCUGAGUCAGGCAAUUCAGAAAGUCCUGCCAAUAUGGAGCUUGAGGAUGCCUCCAAAGAGGGAAGUGAGGAUGGAUCAGGUGAUGUGUCUGUGCAAAAGCCUUCCCUUCCUUCUGAAUUUGAGAGGCUUUAUAAAGUAGUUGAGGAUAACCCUGAAGAUUUUAAUGGAUGGGUCUAUCUUCUGCAGUAUGUGGAACAAGAGAACCACCUGUUGGCUUCAAGAAAGGCAUUUGAUGCCUUUUUCCUACGCUAUCCAUACUGUUAUGGUUACUGGAAGAAAUAUGCAGAUAUUGAGAAGAAGCAUGGUUGCAUACAGAUGGCGGAUGAGGUAUACCGUAGAGGUUUGCAGGCCAUCCCACUAAGUGUUGACCUGUGGCUUCAUUAUAUAGCUUUUCUAAGGGAGAACCAGGACACCAGUGAUGGAGAAGCUGAAAACCGCAUACGAGCUGCUUAUGAGCAUGCAGUCCUUGCUGCGGGUACCGACUUCCGGUCAGACCGUCUGUGGGAAGCUUAUAUUAACUGGGAAACUGAACAAGAAAAGCUGGCCAAUGUUACAGCUGUCUAUGACCGUAUCCUGGCUAUUCCUACUCAGCUGUACUCCCAGCACUUUCAGAGGUUCAAAGAUCAUGUGCAAAACAAUAAUCCCAAGCACUUCCUGUCUGAAGAGGAGUUUGUUCAGCUGAGGUUGGAGCUUGCUGCUGCCAAUAAGCCCACUGGCGAUGGAGAGGAAGAAACCCCCAGUGAGGAGCUUCCACCAGGCACCGAAGACCUUCCUGACCCUGCAAAGAGAGUGACAGAGAUUGAGAACAUGCGGCACAAGGUGAUUGAGGCACGCCAAGAGAUCUUCAACCACAAUGAGCAUGAAGUCAGCAAGCGUUGGGCCUUUGAGGAAGGGAUCAAGCGUCCAUAUUUCCACGUAAAAGCCUUGGAGAAGACACAGCUCAGCAACUGGAGGGAGUACCUGGACUUUGAACUGGAGAAUGGGACACCAGAGCGCGUAGUGGUUCUGUUUGAGCGCUGCCUGAUUGCCUGUGCCCUUUACGAGGAGUUUUGGAUAAAGUAUGCCAAGUACUUAGAGAGCUACAGCACAGAGGGAGUGAGACAUGUGUACAAGAAAGCAUGCACCAUCCACCUACCCAAGAAACCUACAAUCCAUCUUCUGUGGGCAGCUUUUGAGGAGCAACAGGGGAACAUUGAGGAGGCACGAGGAAUCCUGAAAAGUCUAGAGGAGGCAGUUCCAGGCUUGGCCAUGGUGAGACUACGUCGGGUGAGCCUAGAGCGUCGACAUGGGAACUUGGAUGAAGCUGAGGCACUACUGCGGGAUGCCAUGAAGAAUGGAAAAAAUGCAACCGAAUCAUCUUUCUACUCUGUGAAACUAGCUAGACAGCUCCUCAAAGUGCACAGAAGCGUUGGCAAGGCUAGAAAAGUACUGCUAGAGGCCAUCGAAAAAGAUGAGACCAAUCCUAAGCUGUACUUGAACCUGCUAGAGCUAGAGUACAGUGGGGAUGUGCAGCAGAAUGAAACAGAGAUCCUGGCAUGCUUUGAUCGAGCUCUCAACAGCCCAAUGCCUUUGGAUUCACGUGUGACUUCUCAACGGAAAGUGGAGUUUCUUGAGGACUUUGGCAGUGACAUAAACACGCUUGUGACUGCAUAUGAUCAUCAUCAGGCACUUCUGAAAGAACAAGAAUCAACAAAGAGAAAAGCAGAGAAUGGGUCUCAAGAACCAGAUUCAAAGAGACAGCGUAUGGAUGAUGGCUCAGCAGCGUCAGGCCAGAUGGUGCCAGACAUGCAGGCCAACCAUGGAGCAUACAACUAUAACAACUGGUAUCAGCAAUACAACUCAUGGGGAACUCAAAACUCCUGGGGCCAGUACAGCCAGUAUCAGUAUAACCAGUACUACCCCCCACCCCCCACAUGAUGACCUGAAGUAUGAUGGAACUCUGAUGUCCUUUUUAUCCAUUCUUACUGAUUCUCAUUGACAUUCUCAGUCGUUUGACAGUUUACUUUGUUUUUGAGCAUGUGUGUUGCAAAUGAGUUUUCCUUCUGUGGAAAAAGUGCAAACAAGUUUAAUUUUAGCUUGAUUUAUAGUGUGGUCUCUUUUUGGAAAUUUAGUAGUUUGAAAGAUUUGUAUGGAAGAACCUGAAAUCUUUAAUUCUUUAACCUUAUCUCUGCUCUCCUAAAUGUGAUGUCAUCUUGUUUUCAGAGCCAAAAGUGAAAUGAAGGCUUUUUAUUUUGACUUUUGAAUUUCAUAAUAAAGAGAUUGGUAUCCUUGA